Messenger RNA from Aethina tumida (small hive beetle), 788 nucleotides. RefSeq names its product REST corepressor-like. Gene Ontology annotation, biological process: regulation of transcription by RNA polymerase II; negative regulation of DNA-templated transcription. The coding region runs from base 71 to 706 and encodes 211 amino acids. Gene Ontology annotation, cellular component: histone deacetylase complex; transcription regulator complex. Gene Ontology annotation, molecular function: transcription corepressor activity. The transcript is spliced from 4 exons. The record is from RefSeq and is a predicted model, not a curated record. NCBI's taxonomy places the organism in Eukaryota, Metazoa, Arthropoda, Insecta, Coleoptera, Nitidulidae.
AUAACAUUAUGAACGUGGAAUUAACCAUUGCACUUUUAUUUGAUGUGCACAACGAAAUUUUCCUAAAAUAAUGUUGGACGGUGAAAUCGAGAACACACAAAAAAAUAGAAUUCGUGUGGGUAGAGAUUAUCAAGUGAAAUGUCCCGAGUACAAGGAUCAGUUAGACGACAUCAAGGACAAGGAUCUUUUAGUGUGGAAGCCUUCCGAAGACAUACCCGACGAUAAAAUACGCGAUUAUGUAGAAAUGUCGAAGCAAAAGUAUGGUUACAACGACGAACAAGCUUUGGGCAUGUUGUUUUGGCACAAGUACGAUUUAGAGAAGGCGUCACGCGAUCUGGCCAAUUUCACGCCGUUGACGGAAAAAUGGACGGAGGAGGACAAAAUCGCGUUUCAAGAAGCUGCCAGAGUUGUCGGCGGUGACCUAAACCGGCUGCAAAAGAAGAUGCCGGACAAAACAAUGGGCAGCAUUUUGAAGUACUACUAUUCGUGGAAGAGGACUCCGGCUGCUUUAACUCUGUUGGGUAAAAAACUUAGGAAGAAGUCAACAGCGGCUAAGAACAAUGGCAGCUCAUCGGGAACGAGUUCGGACAACGGAUCACUUGAGGAAACUGGCGACGACGAUGGUGGGAGCCUUGAAAAUGAUGUGCAGAGUGGUCGGCCAUCUGAUGUUAAUGAGGACCAAUUGAGGGCCUUUCUAACCAUCUAAAACGGAUUGGAGAUACCCAAAAGCUCCACAAAUAAAAAUAAAAAUAAUGUACAAAACGACUUCGUUGCUUCCAGAAGGUCUA